AUUUCGGCCUGCAUUUGCUAGAGCUAUUAACACGUUCAAUAAUUGACAGUAUUUAGUCUGAAUCAAUCUUCUCCAUCUCGUCAUGCCGAGCUACAAAUUGUCCUAUUUUAACCUUCGUGGUCGUGGUGAAAUUAUUCGCUACCUAUUCGCUGUAGCUGGCGUCGCCUAUGAAGAUAAUCGUAUUACUUCGGAAGAAUGGGGAAAGAUGAAAGCCGAUGGUAAGACUCCUUUUGGACAACUGCCAAUAUUAGAAGUUGAUGACAAAGUAUUGUGCCAAAGCAACGCAAUUGCUGCCUAUCUUGCUCGAGAAUUUGAUUUGGCCGGUAAAACGAACAUGGACCAAUACAGAAUUUCCGCUAUUCAAGCAGCUGUUGGUGAUUUGAUGACUAAGUUUGUCGAAAUUCACUUUGAAAAAGAUGAAACGAUAAAGGCCAAAAAACAGAAAACUUUAAGUGAAGAAUUUUUGCCAGUUUGGUUAGUUGCUGUUGAAAAAAUAUAUCAGGAAGGCGGUACCAGUUUUUUCGCUGGUGACUCAAUAACUCUUGGCGAUUUAUACUUUUUCUUCGCUGGUGAGAGCCUUAAAGGCGUUAACGAGCAGGUCUUUAAAUCUUGCCCCGGUUUGGAUGGAUUGUAUAAUCGUAUAGCUAAUAAUUCCGAGCUUAAAGCGUGGAGAGAAAAGCGCCCGAAAACAGAUUUCUAAAGAAGCUGUUUCGUAAUAGUGUCUACUAUUUUCCUAGAGGAUGAUAGUUAUGUAGGGUAAAUUCAAUUUUUAAACUAUGCAAUAAUCAAUUUUCCACAGCUUAUUGGUUAUUGGUAUGCUGAGAAAGACACUCGUAUAUGCUUUAAUCGAAUUCAGCAUACCUUUUGAGGGUUAUCA
Molecule: messenger RNA, 877 nt
Organism: Trichoplax adhaerens
Lineage: Eukaryota; Metazoa; Placozoa; Uniplacotomia; Trichoplacea; Trichoplacidae
Exons: 5
Coding region: 83-700 (205 amino acids)
Biological process (GO): glutathione metabolic process
Molecular function (GO): glutathione transferase activity
Source: RefSeq, a predicted model, not a curated record